Strongyloides ratti is the source of this 7971-nucleotide messenger RNA. Its product is annotated as Short stop. Lineage: Eukaryota; Metazoa; Nematoda; Chromadorea; Rhabditida; Strongyloididae. The transcript has 4 exons. The record is from RefSeq and is a predicted model, not a curated record. The coding region runs from base 1 to 7971 and encodes 2656 amino acids. Gene Ontology annotation, biological process: intermediate filament cytoskeleton organization; wound healing. Gene Ontology annotation, cellular component: cytoplasm; membrane; intermediate filament. Gene Ontology annotation, molecular function: microtubule binding; structural molecule activity.
AUGUCGGAUCUAGUUUACAAUAAUCAAAGUACAGAAAAAAAUGUUAUUGAAGAUAUUCCUUUUGAUAAUCAGUUAGCUAGUAAUCGUAUUAAAAUUAUAAGAGAAUAUUUAAGUAAAUAUGAAAAAGAGAUUUCUAAAGAUUUAACAGAAACUGAUAAACUAAUAAAUGAAGGAACUGAAAUGGAAAUACCUAAAGAAGAAUUAGAAAUUUUAAAGAAUAAUAAAGAAAAAAUUAAAGAAGCUGUUAAUAAACUUCAAAAUGAGGAAAAAAUUAUGAGUACAAAAAUAACUGAUACAAAGGAGAAUGAAAAAAUUAUUGAUGAAUGGAAAAAUAAAAGAGAUAUUUUGGUGGCGUUUAUAAAUGAAAAUAACAAACAAUUAAAUAUCAUUAAAGACAACUCAACAUCCAAUGAUACUGUUCAAUCUUACUUAUCUGAAAUAAAUAAUAUUGAAAUUGACAAAGCCAGUAAGAAACCAUUGUAUGAAGAUACUAAAAAAACAUUAUCACUUCUUAAAAGAACUGUCUCAAUACCAGAAAUAAGUGCUUUAAAAAAUGAACAACAACAAUUAGAUGAUAUGUGGUUAGAUUUGAGUGAAAAUUUACAAAAUACGAAAAACUUUUGUAUUGAUACUUCAAAUUUUUUCAAUGACUCUGAAGCAUUAAAAAAAUGGUUAGGAGAUAAAAAUCAACUUCUCAAUACAAUUGGAAGAUUAUCUGCUGAUAGUAAUUACAUAGAACAUCAAAUAGCUUUACUAGAAAGAUUAAAAGAGGAAUGUGAUGAUCGUAAAAAAAGUUUUAAUGAAUUAAAUGAUUUGGCAUCACAUUUACUUCAAAAUUCAUCAAACGACAAAUAUAUUGAUAUUAUAACAACAAAGAAAAAUGACAUUAAUGAACAAUGGAAUUUAUUGCAACUAAAAUUAAAUCAAAUAAAAGAUAAUUUAAUAAAUUGUAAUAAACUUUGUCAAGAUUUUAAAAAUAUUCAAACUAAUAUUAAAGAUCAAUUACUUGAUACAGAAAAACAAAUUGAUUGUGUUACUUUUUCUUUAAUAGAAAAUCCUACCGAUUUAGAAGAAAUAUUUUAUCAAGUAGAUGAUAUUUGUAUCCAAGGUGCUAAUAUUGUUGAACCAUUAAUUACUGAUUCUGAAAAUUUAUUACAACAAUUAACUAAAAUGAGUAAUGAUCAAGAUAUAUGGAAAGUUUUAAAUGAUGAUUUAAAUAGUAGUAAAGAUAGAGUUGAUAAAUUAAUAGAAAAAGUUCAAAAUAUUAAGAAUCUCUCAAAUAUUAGUAAAAAUGCUACACUUUUAAAUGAAAAGAUAAAUGAAAUGUUAAAAAAUCCUAUUAUAAAUCAACCAAUUAGUAAUGAUAUUAUUAGUUUAAAGAAUCAACAAAAAGAAUUGUCUAAUUUUAGAAAUAAUGAAUUAAAAGGUAUUAAUGAUGAAAUGUCUAAAGUUACGGAAUCUUGUAAAGGAAUGCUAAAACUUCCUGACAAAACAUUACCAUGUGAUAAUUUAGAAAAACUUAUUGAAAAUAUUCAAAAUUCAUGGCAAAAAUUAAAUCAACAAAUUGAAAAUAAAGAUAGAGAGAUAUCUGCAAAAAUUCAAAGUAUUGGAAAUUAUGAUGAUGCUUUUAGAUCAUUGUGUAAUUGGUUAGAAGAGACAGAAGAAUUAAUUAUGAAUCAAUAUAAACCAUCUGCUGAUACAAAAGUUUUACGUGCCGAGUUACAGAACCAUAAUUUCCAAAUGAAAAUGAUUGAAGAUAAACAACAAAAUAUUGAAGGAUUUUUAAAAUUAAUAAAUAAACUAGUUGAUGAGACAACUGAUGAAAAUGAAAAAGAAGAACUACAUGAAAAAGCUGAUAUGAUAGAUUCAAGAUAUAGAGAUCUCGUUGAUAGUUGUAAUAGUAGGAGAGUUGCUCUCCAAGAUGCUUUAAUGUAUUCUAUCAAUUGGACAUCUAAAACUAAUGAACUUAAACAAUGGUUAGAUAUUGUAAACAAAGAUUUAGAAAUUAUUGGAAAAAUUGCCACAGAACCUGAAAAAUUUGAAGAACAAUUAGAAGCACAAAAAGCAUUAAAAGAGGAAAUUGAUUCUAAACGACCUGAUUUUGAAUUUCUUGUUAAAAUUUUUAAUCCAUUUGCUGAUAUAGUAGCUGAAGAUGAUGCAAUUGAAUUAGAAAAUACAUUACAUAAUCUUAGUGAAAGAUAUGAUGAUAUUGGUAUACGUUGUAUGAAUUGUGGUAAAUCACUUGAAGAAAUGAAAGAAAAUAUUAAUAGUUUUCUUGCUGAUACUAAAGAUUUAUCAUCAUGGCUUGAUCAUAUAGAAAAAGAGCUUGAAAAAUUUGAUGAGAUGCCUGUUUCUACUGAUGAAUUAAUAGUACAAAGUGAAAAAUUAAGUGAAUUAGUUGGAGCAAUAACAGAAAGAGAAAAUUUAGUAUCUAGAGUUGUUGAAGAUAGUAGAGAACUUUGUAUGCAUACAAGUGGUCCUGAAGCAAUGCAAUUACAAUAUAGAAUUGAUGCUUUACAUCAAAGAUAUUCAAAAAUUGCUUUAAUUACUGAUAAAAAAAUUGAUACAAUGAGUACAGCUAUACCAUUAUCUGAAGAUUAUUGUAUAAUGUAUGAUGAAUUAGCUGGAUGUUUAGAGAAAAUUGAAAGAGAAUUAGAACAAUCUGAGUAUGAUACAAUUCCUAAUCAACAACAAUUGCUUCAAGAAUUAUCUAAAGAAUUAUUUGAUCAUAGAAAUCAAUUGGAAAUUCUUAAUACUAAAGUUGUUCAAUUACAAGGAUUAAGUAGUGAGGUAAAAGCUGAAGAAUUAAGAAAACAAACAAGAGAACUUCAAGAACAUUUUAUGGAACUUAAUGAUAUUGUUAAUAGGAAGAAUGAAAGAUUAAGUAUUGUUUCAAGUAGAAAUAGAGAAGUAUUUGAUGAAAUGGAUAAUUUAUUAGAUUGGUUUACUCAAGCACACCAACACAUUUUAGAUUCUAAACCACCAACAGUAGAUAUUGAUAAUUUGAAAGCUCAAUUAAAAGAUCAAAAAAUAUUUAAUGAUGAUAUAAUAUCACAAAAAACAUUCUUACGUGAAAUUGUUGGUGAAGUCUCAAAAUUUGUUAAAGGUAUUGACGAUCCUGUUUCUAUUAAUAGUAAUGAAGAUUUAAAUAAUAAAAUAAAUAAAGUUAAAUAUUUAGCUGAUGAGACAUCUAAACUUUCUGAAGCAAGACUUGAAAAUUUAGAAGAAGCUUAUGAAUUAUGUUUAGUUAUGGAAGAAAAUUUUAAUGAUUUAAAUGAUUGGCUUGAUAAUAUGGAAGAUGAAUUAGCAGCAACAGAUGUUAACAUUUUAUCACUUAAACCUGAACAAUUAAUUAAAUUAAAACAACAAAAUUCAAAUCUUUUUGCUGCUAUACAAACACAAAAACCAAUGUUUGAAAAAUUUGAUAAAAAUGUAAAUGCAUUUGUAACAAUGACUAGUCCUGAGGAUGCAGCAAAUUUACAAUUAUUUGCUGAUGAAGUUUUUAAAAGAUAUGAAGAUAUAGCUAAUAUUGUUUUAAAAAGAGAACAAGAAUUAAAUAAUAAUCUUGAAGAUUCUACAUUAAUUGAAGAUCGCCUCAACUUAAUGAUUGAUAAUUUUGAAAAUAUAUCUGAAAGAAUUAAAAAUUUCGAUGGUAUUAAAGCAAAACCAGAAGGUAUUAAAAAACAAAUAUCUGAAAAUGAAACAAUUAUUAAAUUAAUUAAAUCAAAAGAAAUACCUUAUUUACGUUUACAAGAAGAUGCCACAGAAUUAAUUAAAAAAUCUUCAACAACUGAUAUACUAAAUAAUGAGAUUAUCAAAAAAGUUGACUAUCUUAAUUUGUUAUGGAAUGAUAUUAUUCUUUUUGGUGAUAAACGUGAUAGUACUUUAAAUAAUGCUUUAAAUGCAUCAAAAGAUUUUUGGGAUUCUUAUUCUUCUUGUCAAGAUUCUAUUAAGAAUUUAAAUAAUAGUAUAACUGAAAUUCACCUAGAUAUGUCUUCUGAUCCCAGUGAAAUUGAAAAUAAUCGUAUAAAACUUUCUACAAUUAUUGAUGAAUACAUGUCAUUUGCUCCAUUAAUUGAAAAUUUAAAAUUUAUUGGAUUAAAUUUAUCAUCUUAUUUAGAAUCAGAUGAAAGAGGCCUCGUAGAACAUGCCAUUUCUUAUGUUGAAGCUGAAAAUUCAGCUAUUGGUGGUUUGUUAAAUAACCUUACCAAUGACUUUGGUCAAGCAAUUGAUAAAUCAACUAAUUAUCAUACAUUAUUUAAAAAAGUUAUGGAAUUUAUAACUAAUAUGGAAGAUGUUGUCUAUAAUUUACCUCCUAUAACUGCUGCUACAAUUGAAGAUAUACAGAAUGAGUUAGCUAAUAUAUCUAAUUUACGAGGUCAAAUUGAUGAAAAUCUUUUACUAAAGGAACAAUUAAACUCUUCAGCACAGGAUCUCUUUCUUACAGCACAACCAAGUCAAAUUGUUGCUAUCAAAUCACCAUUAAAUGAAUUAAAUAAUAGAUGGAAUAAAAUUUUCAGUACUAUUAGUGAUAGAUUCCAUAAAUUAGAAAAAUCUCUCCUUGAAACAGGACAAUUUUCUCAGGCAUAUGAUCAAAUAAUGUUUUGGAUUGUCAAAACAGCUGGUAGCGUUGAUCAGAUAACUGUAACUGAUGGAGACUUGAGAUCAAUAGAAAUUAAUUUAAGUAAAAUUAAUGUUAUUAAGAAUGAUGUUAUGGCACAUGAACAGUCAGUAAUUGAUAUAAAAAGAGCAGGAAAAUCUCUUAUUAGUAUUGAUCCAUCUUCUGAAAAUUCUAUCAAAGGAAAGUUGGAAGAACUAAAUAAUAGAUGGAUUGAUCUUAAUGAUACAAUUGAUGCUCUUAUUAGUUCACUUGAAAGUGCUAAGAAUGAUGCUAGUACAUUAGAUCAAGAACUAGAUGGAUGGUUGAUGUGGCUUGAUGAUAUUGAAAGUGAUUUAGGAUUAAAUAAACCUAUAGGAGGUCUUCCUGAAACAGCUAGAACCCAACUUGAUGACUUUUUGGUUCUCAAUGCUCAAGUCGAACAAAGAAAAGAUGAAUUAAAUAAACUUUUAGAAGGUAAAACAAAUGAUAAUUCUAAUAAUUCAUGGAGUCAACAACAACAUGGUAAAAUUCAAAAAAAAUGGGAUAGUUUAAGAAAAAAGAUGAGCGAUAAGCAUGAAAAAUUAAAGAAUGCUCUUGAAGAUGCUGAAAAAUUCCAAAAAGAAAUUGAUGAAGUAGCUGAAUUUAUUGGUGUUGGAGAAAAUUAUUUAUCCAUGUUACCACCAAUUUCAUCAAUUCCAGAAACCAUACAAGAACAACUUCAAAGUCAUGGUGAAUUUAAUUCCAAAUUUCAAACUAAUAAAAAGAAACUUGGAGAAUUGUCGACUAAAGGCUCUAAACUACAAUUUAUUUGUGAAAAGAAAGAUUCAAUACCAAUUAAAAAUAAAUUAACAACAAUGAGACAUCAAUUUGAUAAACUAAAUAAUAAAUCGCUUGAAAGAAUGAAAAGUCUUGAAAACACCUUAACAAAUUCAACAAAUUAUGUUGAAGAACACAAAGAUAUUAUCAACUGGAUAAAGGAUAAUAGUGUUAGAAUGAAAGAAGAUCCUAUUAUUUCAACAACAGGAGAUCGUAUAAGAGAUCAAAUUGAUAAUGAAAAUGCAUUCAAAAAUGUUCUUCUCGAAAAAACCCCACUAAUUAAUAACUUAUUAAAGAAAGGUAAAUCUCUUGAAGAUUUUGCCCCAAAAAAUGAAAAAGGAAUAAUUUCUAAGAUGAAUAACAGUUUAACACGUGAUUGGGAUGCUCUGAAUGAUGCUUCAAACCACCGUAUACAACUUCUUCAUGAUGCUCUACUUCAAAAUGGUAAAUUUGAGGAGGCUCUUGCUGAUGUAUCUAAUUGGCUUCACGAACAAUUACCUCAUUUAGAGGAAGAUUUAGAAAUGAAGAAAUUAUAUGGAGAUGUUGAUAAUGUUAAUUACCUAAUAAAGAAACAUAAUAAGCUGAAAGAAGAUAUCAAUGACCAUUCAUCUGCUGUUAUCAAAGUGCAAAAACGUUAUCAUGAUAUUAUGAACAAAGAACCGGAUGCUAUAACUGAUGAUGUUAAAAAUGAAAUUGAUAAUAUGGUUCAAAAUUGGGAAAAAAUUAACUCUUUAGUUGAAGAAAAGAGUAUUAUUUUAGAAGAUGCUUUAAUUAAAGCUAAUGAUUUAGAUGAUAAAAUAAAUGAUUUAUUAAAAUGGAUAGGAAAAACUGAUAAUAAUUUAAAGAAAAAUAGUACAUUAAAACCUUCACAACCUGAAGAAGAUUUCUUAAGAGAACAAAUUGAUAGUCUUGAAUAUACUCUUGAAGAAAUUGAUUCUAAAGAACCUGAUUUUGAAGAUUUAUUAAAUGUUGGAGAAGAAAUUUUGCAAAAAGUUCAUCCAAGUGCUGAAGUACCAGUUAAAGAUAGUAUAAAUAUGAUUACACGUAGAUGGAAUGCUUUAAAAAAUAUAAUUAAAGAAAAAAGAGAUGUUAUGAAGGAUAGUUUAAAAUCGUUUAAAGACAAUGAAAAAUUAUUGGAUGAAUUAACAGUUUUUGUUGAAAAUAAACAACAUGAAUUAGAUGAUGUUUUGGAUAUUAGUAAUGUAAAUCAAUUAGAAGAGUUGGCAGAAAGAUUUAAUCAACAUGACAAAUUUAAGGAACAAUUAUCUGAAAAACAAGAACCUAUUGAAAUGGCUAUAAAAGGAUAUAAGAAAGCUUUAAUUGCUGCAAAUAUCCUUCAUCAAAAUGAACCAAUAGAUCAAAUAAAUAAUUCUAAAACUGAUAAGAAAGUUAAAUUAGGUCUUUUACCAACAACUCAUUCUCCUAGAUAUUUCAAAGGUGACAAGUUAAAUAAUAGCUGGAAAAAUUUAUGGAUGAAUUCUAUGACUUAUGAACAAGCUUUACAAGAACGUAAAGAUUAUCUAGAAGAAUUGAAACGCCUUGAAAACUUUGAUUUUGAUGAAUGGAAAGAAAGAUACAAUGAGUGGAAUGACCAUGGUAAAGGUCGAGUGACAGACUUAUUUAGAAGAAUAGAUAAAAAUGGAACAGGAAAAGUUCCAAGAAAUAUUUUUAUAGAAGCUAUUCUUGCUUCAAAAUUUACCACAACACCUCUUGAAAUGGAGAAAGUUGCUGAUGUCUUUGAUAAAGGUGACGGUUUCAUUGAUGCUAGAGAAUUUAUUAAACUUUUAAGAAUUGAUCCCAGAAAAUCUAAACCUAAAACAGAUGAAGAAAGAAUUGAUGAAGAAAUUACAAGACAAGCUAAAAGAUGUACUUGUGCUCAAAGAUUUCCAAUUACACAUCUUGGUGCUAGUAAAGGUGCUGUUUCAUAUGGUUUUGGACAAAAUACUACAAUGAAAAGAAUGGUUAGAAUUCUCCAAUCAACAGUUAUGGUUAGAGUUGGCGGUGGAUGGGAAGAAAUUGAUUCUUUCUUAGUUAAACAUGAUCCAUGUAGAGCUAAAGGUAGAACAAAUGUUGAUUUAUUUUAUUCUGGUGUUCAACCUGGUACCAAUAGUGAUCAAAUUAGAGAAUUUACUCAUAAAUCUCCAAAAACAUCAACAGUAACACCAGCAAGAAAAAAUUCAGGAAUUGAAAAUUUCAAAUCUCCUAAACAAGUUUUAGGUUAUCCAACACAAGGUCCCAUAACAAAGAUAAGAGAGAAGACUGAAAAGAGUAUUCCUAUGUUUGCUACACCUAAAAGGCCUUCAAUAUCACUUGAAAGGAAGGCACAUGUUAAUCUUCUUCAACAUUGUACUUCUGAUAGCCGAAUACCACGUCCAACUACUUCUCUUAAUUCAAGUAGUAGAUCUACAUCCCGAUCUGACUUAAAUUUCUUAACAGAUAGUAGACCACCAAGUCGUUGUUCUGACAUUUCAGACUUUAGUGACAGGCCCCCAUCAAGAAUACCGUCAUUAAGAAAAAACAAAAAAAUGACAUCACAACAUGGAUCUAACGUAUAA